Messenger RNA from Polychytrium aggregatum, 1691 nucleotides. RefSeq lists its product as uncharacterized. NCBI's taxonomy places the organism in Eukaryota, Fungi, Chytridiomycota, Chytridiomycetes, Polychytriales. The coding region runs from base 74 to 1582 and encodes 502 amino acids. The transcript has a single exon. The record is from RefSeq and is a predicted model, not a curated record.
CCUCUGUCAACCCCAGAGCGCUCUUGCAGCCAAGACCGCCGCCAGACCAAAUCACACCAGACCAAGGCGGCCCAUGUCCGGGCGCACCGCACCAUCCAUACACAGGACCAAACUCUGUCUCCACCAGCCCCUGCCUGCCAGCCGCAAGCACAUCCACAGCACCGUCGCCGUCGCCGUCGCCUCCCUGGCAGCCGCCGUCAAAUACCCCACCGUCUCUGCCAGGAUUGUCGGAUCUGCUUCUGCUCCCGAUCCAAAAGCAGCGCAUCCUCGGCUCUCGCUCUCGCUCUGCCACAUCCACACCCACCGGCGCCAAACCAAACCGUCUCCCGCACCCAUGGAUGCACCCAUGGACGCAUCCAUGCAGACCCUCCUGGGGCUCGUCUCCGAGCGUCUGAGAGAGGACACCCUCUUCGUCGUCUGGAAGGAUCGUCGGCGGGUCAGCGUCGUGACCGGCACCAAGGACCCUGGCAAGGGCCGCGGCAACUAUACCUACGAAUUUGUCCACGUCGACAAGACCGUCAUCCUUGGGCUCUAUCGCUCCUACUCGUGCGUGAGCGAAACCCAUGCCCGCGACCAGGGCUUCAAGUUUCUGUCGUCGGCAUCGUCGAGCUCGCACCGACGCCGCUACUUUGUCUUUGACGGACAUCAUCUGCACGAGCUGCUCUACGACACUGCGGCCUGCGACGAUGCGGCGGCUUCUGGUAUCCUCGGGUUUUUGGGACUCUCGACCUUCCUGGGUCCGAUUUGGAGCUCGCUCUUCUCGCCCGAGCCACCCAGUCCGCCACCAAGCACCCUCGAUGCCGACCCGAGCGACCGCCAUGCCAGCGGCCCCAAGCGCAAGAAGGCCAAGACGUCGCCCACAUCGUCGCCCACCGACUCCCACUCGCACCCACACUCGCACUCGCACUCGCACUCGCACUCGCGGCCGCCCAGCACCCACGGGAAACCUACCGCUCCCGCCUCGCUCAAGGUUGCCCCAAGUUUCUCGUACAAGCGAGCAAAGUACAUCGAGCAGAUUCUGACGUCCGUCAAGGACCCCGCCUUCAUGGCCUCGUGGCUGCAGGACACCCAGGUCCGCGGCAAGCUGGCCUACCAGGUGCUCAAGUUCCUCAUCCGCGCCAAUCUCGAUCCAGACCGGCCCAACGACGCCCACAUCCAGAGCCUCGACCGCCCCCCGGUCUUUCCCGAGUCGGUCAAGAAGACCAUCGUUGAGCACUGGAAGACCCGCCCCGGCCAUCUCAUCCAGUGCUCCAAUGGCAUUGAGCUCAUUCUAGAUGUGCUCGGGCUGUGGACCGUCUCUGCGACCGAUGCCAAGCAUGCACCCUUUUCGUCACCCGAUUGCUGCGUGCACGCCUUUGACAUCGAGCACAUUGUCUCCAAUUCGUUCGGAACCGACAACCGGGACACCGAGAACGGCGUCAUUCUCGACAGCAAGGUCAACCGGAGCAAGGGCAACCGCAUGCUUUUCCUCCUGACAGAUUCCGAGAUUGACAAGAUCAAGGACCUGGCCAAGAAGCAGCGCGUCUUUCUGAAAAGCUACCUGAACUCGAUUGGCGAUCGCCAGGCCGCACGUCGGCUGUAGGAGGGCUCUCCGCGAUGUGCACCCAAGGGAACGGCAUCCCAAUGCGAGUCCCAGAGUCGUCACUCGUUCUCGUAUGAUUCAAAUACAUGUUUUGACCGUUCGUGGCACA